AAUAAUGUCGGACCAAUCUCCAAAACAAACAAUGUCCCAACCAUCUAUAGAAAAAACAAUGUCAGAACAAUCUCCAAAACAAUCAAAGUCGGAGCAAGCUGAUCAAACCGUGAGAAACAAAAUAACGGAAGUACUCCUUCCCAAGGAUAAUGCUUCAAGUCCGGCAUCUGCGUUGGCAACAGAAGAGGAUAUAGUGCAUGAUUUGAUGGACGAGGGUGUGUCAACAAUUGUUCUGACUGGAGAAGCUGGAGUAGGAAAAACUUGGAUGGCGAGCGAGAUCAGCAAACGGGCAAUGCAGGUGGGCAUAUGUUUUGGGACUAUUUGGGUGUUUCCGAAUCCAGAGGAUCUCAGCUUUCCGAUUACAGGGGAUCUCAAGCCUCAUAUCUUGAGCAUUGCCCACCAGUUAUCUGUACUUUCUACUGUUGAGGAGUGGGAAGAUCAUAGUACCGUCAUUGAUGAAAAUAUUACUGUCAAUGAUGAAAAGAAGGCAACGGAUGAGACUGGGAAGUCGGGAGAUGACACUACUUUCGAAGAUGACGAAAAGGAGGCAUCGGAAGAUAGCCUGAAGAAGAAGAUGUCUGAUAAGCUUGAGAAGAUGAGAUCUGAUAAGCUUGAGAAACUGAGAUUUGAUUUGAUUCAGGAAGUGAAAAAUGAUAUGACUGAUGUGCUUGAGAAAAUGAGAUCUGAUGAGCUUGAGAAAAAGAAACUUUUAUCUGCUGAGCUUGAUAAAAUUGGACUUGAUGAGCUUGAGAAAAUGAUGGUUGACAUGGUUAGGAUAAAUGAACUUUUAUCUGCUGAGCAGCCUGGGAAGAUGAUAUCUGGGAUUGAGAAAACGAGAUAUGAGAAUAUGAUAUCUGAGUUUGAGAAAAUUAUAUCUGAGAAAAAUGAACGUUUAUCUGCUCUGCUUGGGAAAAUAUCAGAGAAAGAGAAAAUGAAAUCUGAAGUAUCAGAGAAAGUGAAAUCUGAAAUACCAGAGAAAGGGAAAGAGAAAACGAAAUCUGAAGUAUCAGAGAAAGAGAAAGAGAAAGUGCAAGAGAUGAACUACUUCAAAUACAUUCAGCUGCUUCCUCAAAGUGAUAGAGUUGUGUUUAAGUUUUUAAUCACUACAAGAAGAAAAGUGACUGAGCCUGAGACUGGGAGCAACAAGAAAGUGUUUAAGAUUGAACGCUUGUCUGAUGAUGAUUCUUCGUCUCUAUUGGGGAAGAAAGUCAAGGAAAAGGAUCAAGGCCAUCCAGAUUUUGAAACAUUGUAUAAAGAAAUUGCUAAAAAGAGCAAGGGUGCUCUGCCAGCAGAUAUUAAAACGUUGUAUGAAGAAAUUGCUAAAAAGAGCGAGGGUCUGCCAGCUAUAAUCCUUAUGGUAGCAGCAGCCUUAACUCAUAUUGAAGAACAUGAUUUCGAUUCGAGAGUUUGGUUGUUGAAAGGUGCUCUGGAUGAACCAGAAUCCACGCUACUGGGCUAUGUGUAUGACAUGUUGGCUUGCACUGAUAUGGCUUUGAUGAAUUGUUGUUGGCAAAGUAGGCAAUUAUUUCAUAAAUUUGGAGGCAUCAAUUAUGAGGAGUUGAUAGCUUGCUGGAUACUCGAAGGAUAUAUUGAUGUUAAUGAUCAGUUUGACAAGGCAUAUGAAGAGGGACAUUGUGUUUUGAUGAAGCUUAUAGAUCGUGGCAUACUGAAAUUACGCGUAGAUGGUCUUGUUACCAUGGAAGGACUAGCACUUACUGUUCCUGAUGAGCAUUGCCAUGGUUGCCGGACGUCAAGCUUGGGAUUGGCUACUGUUCCUGAUGAUCAUUGCCAUGGUCGUGAGAUAUCAAGACUGGGGUUGGCUAGUAUUCUUGAGUAUGGAAAGGAGCUAGGCAUUGGGCGAGUUGCACCAGGGGAAGGCAUGAUAAAAACACCAUACGGUCCUAAAAGUUGGAACAAAGUUUCCACACUCUUGAUAGAUGGAAGUCGUUUCUCCGGGGAAGUCCUUGACACAAUGUUUCUUCAGCCCAUGAAGAAUCUCCAAGUUCUUGCCAUUUUCAAUCCCAGAUUCAGGUCACUACCCUCGUUUUUGUUUGAAAAUACUGACCUUCGCUUGCUUGUGCUCAGGGGCUGUGAUCAAUUGGAUAACAUUGAUCAAAUCAAAAACCAUGAAGAUUUAAUCGUUCUGGAAAUAUCUGGUGCUAGCUCCUUGCAGAAAAUUCCAGAUGAUUUUUUCCUGAAGAUGAAACAACUUGAAAGCCUCAAUCUCUCUGCAGUCCCGUUUCAAUCACUGCCUUCUUCACUUUCCAAGCUAACUAAACUACGUCGUCUCAUCCUUCAAAAGUGUUCUGAAUUGAAAACACUACCAUACCUAAAAGAAAUACCACCAAACCAAAAACUUAAGGAAAUACCACCAAACCAAAGACUUGCCAACCUUGAGGUCCUUGACCUUUCUGGUUCUACUUCUUUGAAAAAAAUUACAGACAAAUGCUUAAAUCUUGAGAAACUUCAAAUGCUUGACCUUUCCCAAACCCAAAUUAACCAUUUGCCCAUUCUGAAAGAACUUAAAACACUCACUCGGCUCAUAUUAAAAAACUGCAAAUCCAUAACCAGAUUGUCCAAAUUUGAUUCGUUAGCUUCUCUCCAUAAUCUGGGUCUUUCUGGUUCUACUACACUGAAGCAAAUCCAUCAUGAUGAUUCCUUUAAAAACAAAGGUGGCCUCAAAGUCCUUGAUUUAUCUGAAUCUGGAAUUGAUAGUUUACCUUCCAGUUUUACAAACCUUUCUACUCUUGAGUCGUUUGAUCUUUCUGGUGUCUCUAAUUUGGUCAAAAUCCGAGAAAAUAUCUUUGCAGGGAUGACAUGUCUUCGUAGUCUCAACCUCUCAAACACUAAAAUUGAAGAACUGCCACCAUCCAUUUCCAAUCUUAAGAACCUUCGUCAGCUCCUUCUAAGUAAUUGCACAUUGAAAACAUUGCCGAAAACGGGAGGGCUUACUAGACUUGAGAAACUUGAUCUUUCUAAUGCCUCUAGUCUGGAUAAAUUCGAAGACGGAUCCUUUGACCAUUUGACUAACCUCCGCUAUCUCAACUUCUCAAACACCCAAAUUACAAGUCUACCAUCUAUAGCCAAACUCGUGAAGCUUCGCCAACUUUUGCUACAAAAUUGUGUACACUUGUCUGAGUUGCCGUCCUUGGAUGCCCUUGAACAACUGGAGGAGCUUGAUCUAUCAGUAAAAGAAACAGAAAAUAAAUCCUCUCAAUCUUCUCAAGAACCUUUGGCAGAGCCUUUGAAAGAAAAUGAGGCUAAAUCACCAGUGAAAGAAACAGAAAAGAAACCUUCCGAGUCUUCUGGAGAACCUUCGGCACCAGUAAAAGCAACAGAAAAGAAGCCCUCUGAGUCUUCUGGAGAACCUUCGGCAGAGCAUUUGAAAGAAACUGAAGCUGCUAAAUCACCAGUAAAAGAAACAGAAAAGAAAUCCUCUGAGUCCUCUAGAGAACCUUCAAAAGAAACUGAAGCUAAAUUAUCAGUAGAAGAAACAGAAAAGAAAUCCUCUGGGUCUUCUGGAGAACCUUUGGCAGAGCCUUUGAAAGAAGUUGAAGCAAGAUUCUUAGAGAAGAUGGUCCACCUUAGGCUGCUCAACCUAUCAGGAACAAAACUUAAGAUUAAGAUACCUCUAAUGUCCAACCUCACCAGCCUCACCAACCUUACCGAGCUUUGCCUAGGAGGUUGUAAACUUUCAGAUACUGUUCCAAGUUUGGAAAUGUAUACAAAGCUAAAUGUUUUGGAUCUUUCAAAGACAGAAAUUCAAUCUUUACCAUCACUUGAGAAUCUCACCAAUCUCCGUGGUCUAAAGUUAAGAGGUUGUAAAAAAUUACAGCAACUACCAGAUCUGAAGUCAUUUAAAGAUUUGGAGUCUCUUGAUUUACAAGAGACUGGGGUCAAAGAAUUUCCCUAUUGGAUCUCAGAGUUGACUCAUUUGAAGCACCUUGAUUUACCAGACUUAAAUGAUCUUAAAACACUUGAUUGGGAGAGGAUAAAGAACUUACCAGAGGAGCUAAACUGGGAUCAUUGUGGCAUCUUCAAGUUCAAUGAAGAGAGGCCUUGCAUGUCAUUGAGUGGAAGGGAAAGAUUCUAG
Quercus lobata is the source of this 4093-nucleotide messenger RNA. RefSeq names its product putative disease resistance protein At4g19050. Gene Ontology annotation, molecular function: ADP binding; protein binding. Bases 5 to 4093 code for a protein of 1362 amino acids. NCBI's taxonomy places the organism in Eukaryota, Viridiplantae, Streptophyta, Magnoliopsida, Fagales, Fagaceae. The transcript has 4 exons. The record is from RefSeq and is a predicted model, not a curated record.